UGGUUAGUUGGUUACUUGGUUAUCACCAGUUAUCACCCUCAUCAUUUUCAAUUUUGCAAGUGUAAAUAUAUGAGCACACAUUUUGUACAAUUCUCUCAUUUUGUUUUCGAAACGGUCCUUGGAUUUUCAGUAUUUCUUCCCUGUUUGUUUUUGUUGGAACACUAUUAAGUCCCAUUUGCGUGGUGUCGAUAUUAUACUGUUGCCUUAAGAAAGUACUAUGCAUGAAAAUACAUCCCCAAUCCUUCCAGAAGUUUUCAUGAUGGUUCAAGUGGCAACUCAUUCUUCAUUAUUUUGCAACUCUGUCGGUUUAAAAAUUACGUAUUCAAACAACUCAUCGGAAUCCUGACAUUGAGCAUCUCUUCGCUGAAAAUCGAAAUGAUCGAUGGAGCCUGUCAAACCCAACAGUUCAGACUGCUGUGGAUCAGGUUGUGUGCCGUGUAUCGUCGAUGUCUACGAAGCAGAGUUGAGGAAGUGGAAAGAAGGUAGCACAGCAUCGGUCAGCCACAAACAGAGAUGUGAUCUUUUAUCAACACUGCGGUACCAACCGUUCAGAAUUUUUGAAAUCUCAUUAUUAGCGCAGGACAUUUUCUUAUUUAGAUUUCAAGCAUCUGCGGCAAGUCACUGUUCUGACGAACAGACGGCUUUUGAAAUCUCAGGUCAUCUGCCAUAUCGGCCGAGCCAACAUCUUAUCAUGCGAUGCCCUCGUCUGAAGACUUCUGGGUUCCAAUCGUCUGAUAUGGCAACAAGCUCUGAAACGUCACUGGGUAGAACUGAGGUGGAAAGCGAGUUUAUUUCCCGAGCAUACACUCCUAUCAGUCUGGCAGAUGAGGAAAACAACUGCUGCUUUGACACGGUCAUCAAGCUGUAUGAGAAUGGGCUGAUGUCUUCAGUGCUUCGAACGCUACAGAGAGGUGACUUGGUCUAUUUUCGAGGUCCUUACGGAGGCUUUGAACACACGCCUGGACUGUAUUCAUCCCUGACAAUGGUGUGUGCAGGAACUGGUCUAGCGCCAAUGAUAAGCAUCAUCAAAUCAAUACUGCGCAACGAGGAUGAUGAAACGCUAGUAUUACUCUUAUUCUCCGUAUCCAACUUUCAAAGUAUCAUCUUGCGAGAAGAGAUCAGUAACUUCUGUCGCAACUGGAAUAUGAAAGCGAAAAUUUUUCUGAGCGGCGAGAGGAAUUGGAGUGAAGUCUCACAGCACCUACGGCAUGGUGAAGCGAUUCUGUGCCAGCGAAUAAAUCAAGAGACCAUCGAGUCAGAGGUGUGCAAUCGACAGAACAAUCAGGUUCUUCUGUGUGGACCUGAAGGUUUUUGCCAGGACGUUCAAACUUGGUUGCGUAACACAAAGUUUGAUGUGGAGCGAAGGCUUUUUGUUUUUUGAUGCCUUCAGAAAUAUACUUUAUUUUAAGAAUGGUCAAAGACUGUCCUGCAGAAGAAUUGGCUGCCUCUUGCUAAGUUUAAUUCAAGAUCUCCAGCAGAUUGUGUGAUAAAAUAUAAAUGUUCUACAUGGGUUUUAAUAACAGGAAGUGCUGAUUUUGUAGCACUGGGUGGCAUUGGAGGUUGCCAAGUUGAGCAGUUAAAUGUGGAUAUUUUAAAAGGGUUUAAAUAGCGGAAAGUGCUGAUUUUUGGAAGUAUCUGGCAACAAUGGUUUAAUUUCCAGCCAAGUUGUUCUGUUUUCUGUCGCUUUAAGCUGUAACUUUUAUUCAAAGAUCAAAUGAAGACUGUCCUGUUAAAAAUUUUGCAGCACCAUCUGGAGGUUGAUGUUAAUCAAAGACUGUUUGUUUUUUGAAGCUUUUGGAAAUAAAGUUUAUUUAAAGUUAA
Bemisia tabaci is the source of this 1821-nucleotide messenger RNA. Its product is annotated as NADH-cytochrome b5 reductase-like. Gene Ontology annotation, molecular function: oxidoreductase activity. The record is from RefSeq and is a predicted model, not a curated record. NCBI's taxonomy places the organism in Eukaryota, Metazoa, Arthropoda, Insecta, Hemiptera, Aleyrodidae.